Molecule: messenger RNA, 1800 nt
Organism: Capronia epimyces CBS 606.96
Lineage: Eukaryota; Fungi; Ascomycota; Eurotiomycetes; Chaetothyriales; Herpotrichiellaceae
Product: cyclohexanone monooxygenase
Exons: 2
Coding region: 1-1800 (599 amino acids)
Source: RefSeq, a predicted model, not a curated record
AUGGUGGCAGAUACGCGGGGAUUGUGGGAGCUGUAUCCGCCAAUCUUCGAGCCCAAGAGGAAGUUGAAGGUCAUUUGUAUCGGAGCUGGAGCUUCGGGUCUCUUGGUGGCGUACAAACUGCAAAAGCACUUCAGUGAUUUUGAAUUGGCCGUUUACGAGAAGAACUCUGACAUCUCUGGAACAUGGUUUGAGAACCGCUAUCCUGGCUGCGCGUGUGAUGUCCCAUCCCACUGCUACACCUGGUCCUUCGAGCCCAAGACGGACUGGAGCGCCAACUAUGCCUCGUCGCGAGAGAUUCAUCAGUACUUCUCCGACUUCGCGACCAAGUAUAACCUGCGGCAAUACAUCAAGACCAACCAUCCCGUCGUCGGUGCCACCUGGAAAGAAGAUGUCGCGCAAUGGGAAGUCCAGGUGAAGAACGACGAAAGCGGAGAAGUCUUCACCACCUCCUGCCACGUGCUCAUCAACGCCGGCGGCAUCCUCAACGCCUGGAGAUAUCCGCCCAUUCCCGGCCUCCUGGACCGGUACAAGGGCACGGUGUGCCAUUCUGCGGCCUGGCCGGAAAACCUGGAGUACGAAGGCAAGGUCCUUGGUCUCAUCGGGAACGGGUCCUCCGGAAUCCAAAUCUUACCCAACACUGCGCCCAAGGUGCGGAAGCUCAAGACCUUUAUUCGCGAGGCCACCUGGGUAGCUCCCCCCAUCGGACAAGGGUUGCAGGUGUACAGCGCCGAAGACAAGGCUCGGUUUGCCACGGAUGCGGCGUACCACUUGAACACGAGGAAGGAGAUUGAGCGCCACAUGAAUGGCCAAUUCUCCGUUUUUCACGCCGGGUCCACCGCCCAGAAAUACGCCCGGGACCACAUGCUGGGUGAAAUGAAACGCAAGUUGAACAACCCGGAUCUCGAGAAGCUGCUGAUUCCGCCGUGGUCGGUGGGAUGUCGACGCAUCACCCCCGGGCCCAACUACCUCGAAAGCCUGGCCCGGGACAACGUGGAAGUCGUGUAUGGUGAGAUCACCCACAUCACCGAAAACGGUCCCGUCACGGAAGACGGGACGGAGCACCCAGUCGACAUCUUGGUCUGUGCUACUGGCUUCGACACAACAUUCAAGCCUCGCUUCCCGCUGAUCGGAGCCACGGGCGAAGAGCUGGCUGAAGUGUGGAAGCAGGAACCCAAGGCGUACCUCGGAGUGGCAGCUCCCCACUAUCCAAACUACUUCAUGACCCUGGGUCCCAACUGCCCGAUAGGCAACGGACCGGUGCUGAUCGCGAUCGAGGCUGAGGUGGACUAUAUCGUUAAGGUGCUCACCCGGUUCCAGAAGGAAAAUUUGAGGUCUUUUGACGUGCGGCCCGAACCAGUGGACGAUUUCAUCAAGUGGAAGGACGCCUUCAUGGAACGAACCAUCUGGAACGAAGAGUGUCGCUCGUGGUACAAAGCUGGCACUUCCGAGGGCAAAGUGGCAGCGCUGUGGCCGGGGUCGACGCUGCACUAUCUCGAGGCCAUUCGUGAUGUGAGGUGGGAAGACUUCGACAUCGUGCAUCAGCCGGGUCACAACCGCUGGGAGUUCUUGGGUAACGGCCACAGCUCAGCGGAGAAGAGGAACGGCGACACGGCAUAUUACAUCCGCAACCACGACGACGCGUUUGUUGAUCCGUGUGUGAACAGGACAUUGUACCUCGAAAAAUCAAGCACCUUUUUGCCAGAGCAGCCCACCGCCGAAGCAAGCCCUGAUCUCAGCAAUGGUGCUUUGGAGGCAGAGGCGAAGCACAUCGUUGCAGGGGCGUCUCUAGCUGCGGCUUGA